UCAUUAAUCUAAUAAUUAUUGUCAUUAUUCUGGUUGAUUUCUAGCCCCAAAAAUAAAGGUGUUAUUCCCAUUCCUAUUCCUAUUCCUAUUCCGGGGACUGAAUUCUGGUUUCCAAUCGAUUCUUCCUUCCUUGGCUUUCAGAGACUUACGUUUUGAUUUGCUCUUUUUCUUCUUUCCAUGAUUUUCAUCAGUAAAUGGAAGGAAAAGAUUCCCAUGCAAAUGGCAACUUGUCAGCGGAGUUUGAAGGUGAAUUGGAAGGAAGGCAGCACUGUGAAUCUUUUGAAAUGUCGCAGGUCCCAAGGACAGAUGGUUUGGGUGGGCCUUUCAUGAUGCCCCUCUUACCAGCUCCAAAUGUGGAUCAGUUUAAUUCAAAGGCAUCUGUUGUCUUGACUGGAACAGCUGCAAGAGGGGGAACUGGGCCAGCUGUUGGAGCUGUGGACAUUGGAGUCGGCAAAUCUGCAUAUUUUUUUCGGGUUGCUCUGCCUGGGGUCAGGAAGGAUCCAGGUCAGUUCAGCUGUGCGAUUGAAUGUGAUGGAAAGGUCCACUUACGAGGUGUGACAACGACAGGUGGAAGAACUGUUUUUAGACAUUCUCGUGUUUAUGAAAUGAAAUUCCAGCAACAAUGCCCACCCGGACCAUUCACACUUUCUUUCAGUCUGCCAGGACCUGUUGAUCCAAGGCUUUUUUCACCCAUCUUCAAAUCUGAUGGAAUUCUUGAAGCUAUCGUCAUGAAAUAUGAGUAAUACAUCAUGUUAGGUAUAUGUUGGUUGAGUCUGUAGCCCGAUGUUGUUAGAGCAUAACCUAGUUAAACACUAUGGCAUACGUCUCUCUCUCUCUCUGUGAUCUGGGUGAACUACAAUGUGGUGUUUUAGAAAGUUGGUAAAAAGCUGAUUUUUUGACUUUUUGGAUUUUUUGGUGACUUUUUUGGCAAAAAAACUGGUUUUUUUUUGGCUGAAAAAAGUUAAAAAGCCAAAAAGCUGAUUUUUUUAGUUUCUUCCCAAAGUGCCCAAAUGUGGUUGCUGUCUUGACAGCCCAUUUCAAAAAAACAUCUGAGAUGUGUACAUAUUGUGUAUGCUGCUUGAUCUUAUGAAUGGUGUUCAUAUUUUAUGCAGAUGA
Messenger RNA from Camellia sinensis, 1116 nucleotides. Its product is annotated as increased DNA methylation 3. The record is from RefSeq and is a predicted model, not a curated record. Lineage: Eukaryota; Viridiplantae; Streptophyta; Magnoliopsida; Ericales; Theaceae. Gene Ontology annotation, cellular component: nucleus.